AUGGAGUCUUUAGACCACAGGGCGGAACCAAUUGGUGGUCCAUACGUCGAGGAGAUUUUCUUAGAGGCUUGUAACCUACAAUGGAAAUGUAUCGAAUUACGGUGUCAACGGCUGCAAAAGAUGCGACAGCAUAUUCGUUUGACUCAUCAGAUGGAACUGGAAGAACUACGAUACAAUCGUCAAUUGCGUCGAUUUAAACACAAGAAGGAAGCACGUCAAGAGAAGAAACGUCAAGAGGAAGAGACGCGACGUCGUCGAGAAGAAGAAAUGAGACGCCGUCAAUGGGAAAAAGAACGGGUUGAACCGAAGAAGCAAAAGAAAGAGAAGAAGAAGGAAGUGAGUGACAUGCAGAUGGAUGAGGACGGGCCUUUACCGAGAAAAAAGGCCGCUACAAAGACGAAGUCGAAGGUGUCAAAGACCAAGAUGCAGUUGAAACAGGUCAAGAAAACAAAGCCGAAGAGGAUCGUGCCUACUACGUUGCCAUCAACACGGCCAGAGGAUGACGAGGCUGGAACAGAGGAGAAAGAGGAUCAACUAGGUGGACAUGAGAGCUCCCCUUCGGAACUACCGGACGAUGGUCUGUUAGAUUUACUGUCACUUGAUAAGGCUAGUGAUUCCGAUAUCGAUCAUGAGCCGUCAAUGGUGAGUCUGAUUUUACCAGUUGCCCAAGACUUGCCGAAACCUGUGCCUGUGGAGAAGAAGAAGUCGACACCUCAGAAGAGAUUUGCGAACAAGAGAGGAGGUAUACCAGUGGAUUUCGACUUUACAAAUGCCGAAGCUAAGCGGCAAGCGAAAGCAGCUGAGGCUGCUCGGGGCAAACAGUAUGAAUGUGACGAAGAUGACCCCGAACCUGAACCGGUGCCGGCACCAUCGAUUCCAAUCCCAAAGAAGCGUUUGAAACGUCGAAAGGAGGCUGCAAAGGGCAGCCAGCGAGCAAACGGUGUUAAUACAUCGGGAGGGAAAACGUUGAUGGCAGCCAUGGCAGAUACGACGAUUGCAAUUAAACCAAAAAAUGGUGUGACGAGUGACGAGUCUACUAUGAGAACUAAUGGUAUGCGGAAAAAGACGACUGAAAAUGACACGGUUUCGAAAGGUGCACUGACUAAGACAAAGUUAAAGAAUGCACAGUCGUCAGCUGAAGUAGAGGGAAAGACGCCCGACGUAUCGUCGAAGGUGAUAAAGAAUGGAAAGACUGAGACGAUGUCGAUCAAGCAACGGCUAGCAAAUGUCGAGCUGCUCGCUCAAAUGAACAAGAUGCAAGAUAUGAACACACCGAAAGUUCUGAGCAAAAAAACAAAGAAAACCGAAAAGCAGGAAGCGGGAAAGACGCUGGCUGCUAAGCGGGCUGAGAUGCGAAAGAUGUUAUCGAGUGGUACAGAGGAGGCAGACGCACGUCAGCCCGACCAAAUGAUUGAGGAGGAGGACUUGAACAUCAGCUUAAACAGCAGUGGUCUAAUGAGCGAUAACGACUCGCCAGAAAAUCUCCGUGCUCUGACGCGAAAAAGAGCGAGGGUUGUAGUACAAGGGGAUGUGACACCUACGAAGAAGCUGCAGUUUUUUGAGAUCACGAAGCGGUUGGCUAAGUCGCCGAUGCCACGAUUUUUGCGAACUCCUACGCCACUUACCUCACCUGCGGUUCCAUCAGCUCGUGUCAACCUGAGGGCUGCGUCACCAGCUCCUCGUGCCGCAAGUGCUCGCAACACAGCACCAAAUGAAUAUGAAGAGCGCCGUAUGAAAUCAGCCCCCGUUAGGCCGAAGAAGACUAUUAAUGCAAACCGUUUUGGUGUUCCAAUAGGUGGCGCCAAUGUUGGCGCGGGAGGUGGUAGUUUUUCAAUGUUCGAUGCGUUUGUGAACAGUGGUAGCAAUGGGGCGAUUCCACGACUAAGGAAGAAAGCUUGA
Molecule: messenger RNA, 1899 nt
Organism: Peronospora farinosa
Lineage: Eukaryota; Oomycota; Peronosporomycetes; Peronosporales; Peronosporaceae
Source: the annotation of a GenBank genome assembly